UAAUAUUAAAAUAGCAGUAGUAAUAAUGAAAAUGGAUAAUUUUGUAAAAUGUGUUGCUGACUGAGUCAUUCUCAGUUUGAUCAACCAAUGGGCAACAUGUCCAAAUAUUUUUAGCUUUCAAUCAAGUCCAAGAAGUUUCCUUUAGCUUAUGGUGAUCAAUAAAAUAUAAGAAAAUCAUCAAAUGUUUGAAAGAGUCUCCUUCAUCACUGACAACUUUAAGAACAUGUAACACAUUAAUAUGGAGUUUUAGCAUUUGAUAUGGUCAACUCAGAAACCAGAUGAAGGGAACAAACAGAAGCCAAAGGCAGAGUUUCCAACAACACUUAAUCAUUGAUUACUCUGCUGGACCUAGAAAGCAUCAUCACAAGUUUGGCUUUUCCUUCAAAAGUGUCACGAAAAAGAUAAGUGAUGUUUUCUCUACACUUGUCUCUUGGCAGAAGAAAGCCAAUUCUGAGACCAACAGAAGUCCAAGUCCAGAGAGGGAGGUCUCCUCAUCAAAAGGUAGUAACUCUUCCGGAAGCAAGAGGGGAAUUUUGUUGAAACCCCAAUACUCUAAUUCCCAUAGAACUUCAAUGGCUACCAGGGAGCAGCUAGGUACAUUUGAGUUCUCGUUUGAUGAAAUUUGCCAGGCGACUGGAAAUUUUUCUGCUGUACACAAGAUUGGUGAAGGUGGGUUUGGGACAGUGUACAAGGGAAAGCUUAAGAAUGGAUUUCCUGUUGCUAUUAAGCGCGCUAAGAAGGAUUUGCGAGUGUUGGCAGAAUUCAAGAAUGAAGUCCAGGCAUUGUCAAAGAUUGAACAUCUAAAUCUUGUUAGAUUUUAUGGAUUUCUGGAGCUCAGAGAUGAGAGGAUUAUUAUCACUGAAUAUGUCAGCAAUGGAACACUUCGAGAACACUUGGAUGGUAAGAAUGGAACCGAGCUUGAAGUUGCCGAGCGUUUGAGCAUUGCUAUUGAUGUAGCUCAUGCUAUUACCUAUCUGCACUCGUACACAGAUCCUCCAAUUAUCCAUAGAGAUAUAAAAGCAUCUAACAUACUCAUCACAGAAAAUCUCCAUGCUAAAGUAGCAGACUUUGGAUUUGCACGAUUAGCUGCUGAAGAUCCCUGUGCUACACACAUUUCUACACAAAUAAAAGGGACUGCCGGCUAUUUAGAUCCUGAGUACUUAAGGACAUACCAGCUUACUGAAAAGAGUGAUGUCUACUCCUUUGGUGUUCUGCUUGUAGAGAUGAUGACAGGAAGACAUCCCAUUGAAACAAAUCGAACCAUUGAUGAGAGAGUGACGAUAAAAUGGGCGAUGAGAAUACUAAAACAUGGGGAUUCUAUAAUAGCAAUGGAUCCAAGAUUGCGAAGAAGCCCAGCAUCAAUUGAGGCUGUUGAAAAAGUACUCAAACUAGCUAGACAAUGCCUUGCACCUUCCAGAUUGGCGAGACCAGCUAUGAAAAAAUGUGCAGAGGUACUAUGGGGAAUUCGAACACAGUUUGUAGAGAAAAGUAUCCCAAAAACUUCAACCUCUAGCCACUCUACAAACUUUCUGCACAGAAAUGCAAAAAGGGAUUGGGAGGAUUUAUACACAGUUAACUAUAGCAAGAACUACAAAUUUGUGUCCACUUGA
Solanum verrucosum is the source of this 1610-nucleotide messenger RNA. Its product is annotated as calmodulin-binding receptor-like cytoplasmic kinase 2. NCBI's taxonomy places the organism in Eukaryota, Viridiplantae, Streptophyta, Magnoliopsida, Solanales, Solanaceae. Gene Ontology annotation, biological process: protein phosphorylation. The transcript has 6 exons. The record is from RefSeq and is a predicted model, not a curated record. Gene Ontology annotation, molecular function: protein kinase activity; ATP binding. The coding region runs from base 279 to 1610 and encodes 443 amino acids.